UGUUUUCCUUGCAAAGAACUUCUGAUCCCCCCAAAAGUAUGCGAAAUAGAAACGAAAAUAUAUAAAAGAAAACAGGAGAAGUGUGAGUGAGUUGUUAGCGUAGGAAAGAGAAUAGGAGAAAAGUGUUAUAUAAAUAGGAGAGAAGGACUGAACAAAAAAGUUUUGAAAUUUCGCGGUCAGAGGAAAAGUUAGGUUAUGUGUAUUGUGAUUUGAAUCCACGGGUGCUUUGACCGUUGUUUAUAUUGUUUGUUGUGUAUUUCGGUUGUUGUAUUCGCGUGGAGAAGCGGAGAGAUGAGCGAACAGAAUUUCAGUUAUCGCGAGGUGAUUCCCGAUCAAUCGGCGUACGCUUCGUGGAAAGAGAUCAGCCUGAACACCGGAGGAACGCAGAGCACCCUGCAAGACAUCAAGAUCAUCGAGAAAGCAAAUGGAUACUGCUAUCGGGAUGCCACCAAACACCUCACCAGAAACCGAUUCAUAUACUGGAGAAUCAACAAUGACGUCCUGGAGCUGGUCGAGCAGAGUCUGGAUGUUAACCUGUCCGGCAACAAGAUCCGAUAUAAAUUCAUAGACACACCGAUAUUGGAUGCAAUCACAAUACACGAGACGUUUGAGAAUGUGAUCGUUUUGGUGCCAACUGUGUGCAGCGUCCACAGACUGAUAUUCCCACAUCCAGACAGAUUACACAAACAGGAUGAUUUAAUGGAAACGCAUCCGGAUCUUGCGAUACCAUCAAUCUUCUCGGAGGCCAGAAACACCGACUCCUUUUUUUACGUAUACAUCAGUCCAUCUGCCUCAAGUUUGCAACUACCUCACUUAGCGGCCUCUUGCUUAACUAUUUACGAAGAGGCUAUGUUCCUAUUGGCUUAUCCCACCGGGGAGUUGAUCCUGGUGCGGCAGAAGAGCAGCGGCGAAGGAGAAACUGUAGAAUUGAAAUACGAUACAGUUGUGCAAAAAUUCUUAUCAGGAAUGUUCAGGUCAAAGAACAAUGAGAGCAGUUCUAUAGUGAGCAUGCUGUUGCACACUUUCGGUUUGGAAACGUACGCUUUGACUUUGUGCAGAGAUGGACAAAUUCGGGUUUGGUCUUGCUCUAAAGCUCAGUGCAUCUCAGUCAGUGAUGUUCUUUCCGAUUCUUUGAUGGUCCAACAAGGAGGUCAUAAUCAUGUGCUCAAGAAGGUGAUAGGCUUGAACGAGACGGACUUUAUGUUUGCCGCGUAUUUAACGUACUCGAACAGCUCCAGAUUCGAUAUCCUGAAGCCGAUAAUCAACGGACAGCAGUUCAGCAUCGUCAAAGUGUAUAGCUUGUAUCCACCAGCAGUGUCGGGAGAUUUGAUCGACUUUUCGUUGACGAACACGAGGAUUUGGUCCAUUUGGAGGGACAACGACGGAGAUUGGAGCUGCUACAGUUCCACCUUCAACUCGGAAACCGUACAUAAGACGUCGUGGAUUCCCGUCGUUCUCGAACCGUUACCCAAUCCCGAAGAGUUACCAUCCGACGAGACCAUGGACCCGAAGCAGUGCUACCUCCAGCACAUCUUCCAUCCGGGCAGAUUUCCCAUGCAGAUCAUCAGCAAAGCUCUGAGCAUCUACAAGAGAUCCAUCGUGAGCAGCGACGUUAACUUAUCAGCAACGGUCUUGAAGCAACGCGUCUGCAUGGCAGUGGAAAACGAGAUACAAACCGAACUUCAGAACUGUGAAAUCACAGAUGAAGACUACUUGGAAGCAGCUAAUUGGUGCUGGUCAUCGUUUUACUCUUGUUGCGUUCAAUACCACGUUGCAGGAUUGAAGCCGCUGGGAAUCCUGCUAUUGCCUUCGGUCUGUGGAGCUGUCCUCUUGAAGAAGUCCAACUUCUCGUUCUUAAGACCUCUGGAUUUGAUCGAGCAUAUGACGCUCUGCAACGAGUACGUCUCCAUCGAUAGCAUCUACGAACAUCCGCAAAUUAAUUCUAGGGAGGAAUGCAACGAUCUGACAAUCCUCACUAGGAUUUUGAUGACUUUUGAGGCGCAAACCGGAGACGAUUUCAGGAUAAGCAUCGAAAACGACUUAGCGCAAGGUAUGCAGCCGUGCGAGGCUUUGGAGGAGCUGCAAAAUGAACUAUCCAAAGAUGAAAAGAUUGUGGAGACGAUUAGGCAUCAGCUCUAUGAUUGUACCGAUUUAUAUUUGGCCAUCCACAAAAUGCUGGAGCUAUUGAGGAUGGACGAGUCCAUCGUUACAGACGUGGAGACGGACAAGAACAGCAUGAAAACCUCGAUCAUGCAUCUCUUCAGCUCGCAGCUGGGAAUCUCCGUCGUCACGCAAUGCUUCGCUCAACAGAACAGUAUUAAGUUUUCCAUCUGCCGAAAUUUGUUGGCCUUCCAGUACAUUUUACUAGAAGAUCAGAACGAUUCCAAGCUGGAAGCGAUUCGUUCGGUGUGCAUCCCAGAAGUCACCGUUCUGCUGCAAAGCUACUUCGCUUUGCACUGGUUGACCAAAUUAACGGCGGCUCCUGUUCUCUCAUUAGACUCGCAGAACCAGCGAUUAUCUUCAUUGAAGCUGACUCCGGUGUUCAACGUGAACAGCAUCCAUCAACUACAAAUAAUUUCAUUGAUCGAACUGUAUACGAGAUCGACGGGAGGAAGCGACGCGCACAAGGCUUUACUCAAGUUCGACUUUGAUGAAGACUCUCUGGCGCCUUGGCACACCUCUCUCCUUCCAUUGGUCACACAACUCACGCUCAACAUUUGGCCGAUUAGCGGAACUUCCGCCUUCACGGAAUGGCUCUUGAGCAGCGGCCAGCACAUCCAUCUUCAGCAGUACGUCUCGGUGAUGGACUCCUGGUGCGACUGGAACAAAUACACAAGGAAAUUCCUGCUCGGCGUGGCUUUCUUGAACAGCGGAGAAACACAGAAGUCCUUCGAUCUAUUCACCCAGGCGAGCGGAGGCAUCUACUCCGAACAGUUCAUCGUCGAUCGCGUCGGGAAUCUGGACAAAACCAAGUCUUCCAAAAUCGUCCUCUAUUAUUUAAAAAUUAUACAAUUAUUCGAGUUGCACAACGCGAAAGAUUUCGCCUUGGAGGCUGCUGAUACGGCUUUGGCAAUCCUGGAGGACGAUGAGCCGUUGAAGGCGACUCUUUACUCUGUCAAGUUCAAGCACCAUUUAGCAUUGGGUCAUUACGAUGAGGCUUUCGAAGCUCUCUCCUCAAACCCUGAUGCUGAGCGUAAAAAGGACAACCUUCGUGAUCUCGUGAAGACACUCUUGGAUUCCAAGCGACUCGACAUUCUGAUGUCCUUCAAAUACACCGAAUUGGAAGAGCUGUUUUUCAGCAUCCUGUACACUAGAGCAAGAGCAACGGAUUCGGUGAACAACAUCUACUACGACUUCCUAUACGCCUACUGCAUACAAAAGAGAUUCACGAGAUUAGCUGGAUCGGUGAUGUACGAGCAGGCCUUCAGGUUGAACUCUCAUAACACAUCUGAAGCUCUCGAAAAGCAGGUGAAAUGUUUCCUGGCAUGCGUUAACUGCCUUUGCCUGACCGACGAUUCCAAAUUCGCGUGGGUAUUGAAACCUUCAGAUCCUGAUCUGGAGGAUGAAGUGCACAUCUUACCGUCGAAAAUCGGUUCCGAUGAUGAGCCACACGUAGUUAAUUAUAAAAGACAGGUGGACGUGAUCGAUGUGCAAGGUAUUCGCAAGGAGUUGGUGUUUGCCAGGGCUAAAUUGCAGUUAUCCAAGCUCGAUCCAAACUGCAUUCCCAACAAUCUUACAACUCCCAGCGAAUUGGUCAUGUUCCUAGCAUCAUCUGGCAUAUACAAGACAUCUUUCAAAGUGUGUGUGGCUUACGAAAUACCCUUCGACAUAAUCUUCGAGAUGUUGACGCAUCAAUGCGUUUUGUUAACAGAAAGCGAAGAUAACGAAGCGUGGAAUUGGUUGAUAGAGAACGAUCUGCACGAUUUUGAUUACAUCGGUAACUCAACGUCCGUCGUCGCAUGGAACCUUCUUCAGCACUAUUUGGAAGUGCACGAGGAGGCGCAUUUGAGUUGUUACCAUCGCGUUGUUGCGGAUAAAAUCCUCCACAUGGGUAUGGCUCUUCCGCAUUGGUUUUUGGCAUCCUACAAAAAACGCAAUCCCGCUGAGCUGUUGAGGCUCUACUACUUCACAGGUUACCUAGAGGAAGCUGCGGAAUUCUGCAUGGAUUAUCUGAAGGCAGCGCUGGGCUACGGACCCGAAUACUUCGGGAUCGAGCAGUAUUUGACGCCGAUGGCGAAAGCCCUCUGUCUUCCUGUUAAUAUAAUAGAUGCUCUAAUUUUCGAACUGGAGCAGCAGAACGAUAACGACGAGAGGAAACCGUUCGAGCAGAUCCAUGAAUUGCUGAAGGAAUUGUUCGAGAAGUACCUGGAUACGUCCACAAGGAUCACUUACGAGGUUUGCCGCGAGAAGAUGGCCGGAGUAUAUUGACCCCCAGAGCAUUUUAUUUUCAUUGUUU
Nicrophorus vespilloides is the source of this 4456-nucleotide messenger RNA. RefSeq names its product nuclear pore complex protein Nup160 homolog (gene Nup160). Gene Ontology annotation, cellular component: nuclear pore. Gene Ontology annotation, molecular function: structural constituent of nuclear pore. The record is from RefSeq and is a predicted model, not a curated record. NCBI's taxonomy places the organism in Eukaryota, Metazoa, Arthropoda, Insecta, Coleoptera, Silphidae. The transcript is spliced from 23 exons. Bases 292 to 4428 code for a protein of 1378 amino acids.